Molecule: messenger RNA, 1207 nt
Organism: Camellia sinensis
Lineage: Eukaryota; Viridiplantae; Streptophyta; Magnoliopsida; Ericales; Theaceae
Product: zinc knuckle (CCHC-type) family protein
Biological process (GO): replication fork processing; replication fork arrest; DNA replication checkpoint signaling
Cellular component (GO): replication fork protection complex; nucleus
Molecular function (GO): zinc ion binding; DNA binding
Source: RefSeq, a predicted model, not a curated record
CCUCCUGUAAUUCCCGCCAAUAAUUUCUUCAUUCUAAACCUAAAAUCAAACUGAAACAGUACACAAAGAGAUCGUCAUCGGAUCGAAUAUCUCCGAAGGCAAAGAAAUGGACCACGGCGGCGGUGGCGGCGGUGCGGCGCCGACUGGGUGUUACAAGUGCGGCCGCCCUGGCCACUGGUCCCGAGAUUGCCCUUCAAAUCCCAACCAAAACCCUAACCCUAAUCCAAAUUCAUCUCCCAAUUACUCUAAACACAAUUCGUCUACCUUCAAUGGUGGUGGUUUUGGGGGUUCGAAGCCAUUACAGAAGUCAUCUGAGAAGCCCAAGAAGGUUCCCAGAGCGAGACCUAAGCUCACUCCUGAGCUUCUUCUCUCCAACGAUGGAAUUGGUUACGUUCUUCGCCACUUUCCUCGCUCUUUCAAGUAUCGUGGCCGUGGACAUGAGGUUGGUGAUUUGUGUAACCUAAUGGGUCUUUAUGCCGAAUGGCAUUCGCAUUUGCUUCCUUACUAUUCAUUUGAUCAGUUUAUACACAAGGUGGAACAAGUUGGUGCCACAAGACGUGUCAAGACAUGCCUUGGAGGAUUACGGGAUAGAGUUGCCAAUGGAGGGGACCCAACAAUGCUACAUGAACACUCAGUUGAACAAAACAUCUCAAAUAAUGACCAAGAAGCUAUGAACAUAGAGGAGCCAUCUCUUGUCCAGGAAGACACAUCUUUGAAAAACCAUGACACUGAUGAUUUACAGGAAGACAUGCUUCAAGAGAUUUAUAAGCAGACAACUGAAGGGCCAUCUCCAGCAUUACAUGGUGACUCUGCUGCUACUGAUACAACUUCUCAUCAUACCCCUGUGAAAGACUUACCAAAUCAAGUUAAUCAAGCCCCGGAUAACAUGUCUAGCAUAUCUAGAGACCUACAGGUCUCGGAAGAACAAAAAGCUCGUAUGGAAGCUAACAGGUUGAAGGCAUUGGAAAGAGCUGCUGCACGUGCCCGCUCUUCACAAACAGCUUGAUUGUUCUCUCAUUCGGGUAUUUAAACCCUAUUAUGUGCUAUAAUUUGCUGUUCAUUAUUAUCAUUACCAUAAUUCUCAGCAGAAUUGAAACAUUUCAAAACAAAUAUUUUUGGUGUCUCUCCAUGUGAGUUGUUUUGCUGAGAAGAUACUAUAUUUUCAGUUCGUGUUUAUAAAUUAUAGUUCAGAAGGCAUAUUUCAAUA